AUGGAGCAUACAGAAUCUCUGGCUCUGCUUAUGCUUUAUAAGAAAGCUUCCUUCAUCGUCGCACCAGUUAAUGAGAAAGUCAAAUUCAUAUUGAUUAGACAUUUUAAAUUCCUCCUUUCAUAUGCUGGAGAUUAUGAAAAGGGAGAUUUGGUUGGAAAGAAAAAUAUGAGAUUCACGUUUUCUCAUCCAUCUCCGUUGGGGAAGAAGAAGUGCUUGGAUGAGUUUGGAUCGUGUCGGCCUAUCCAACAAAGUUUAAACUGUAGCAGAAACCAGGACCAUAUUGGAUUGUCAUGUAAUGAUUGA
Messenger RNA from Sphenostylis stenocarpa, 303 nucleotides. The record is from the annotation of a GenBank genome assembly. NCBI's taxonomy places the organism in Eukaryota, Viridiplantae, Streptophyta, Magnoliopsida, Fabales, Fabaceae.